UUCUAUCAUAUAUAUGGCACGACCAAUUUCCCAUGCGCUGCUUUGGCGAUCAAUCUGCAUAUUGUCUGUGAUAACAAGUCUUGCUGCCACUACCACCUCGCUCUCUUUCUUCCACAAUUUCUCCGAUCCAGGAACCUUUAGCAGCGGGGAUCUGUACUUUGAAGGCGAUGCAUACGCGGCUGAUGGCUCCAUCAUUCUUGCCAUGGAGCGGCUCACUGGGAACACCACCUCGAGAUCCGGUCGGGUGUCCUACAACCGUCCCGUUCGUCUCCGGAGCGACGACGCCUCCGGCGAGGUAUCAUCCUUCUCUGCGAGCUUCUCUUUCGUCGUCGUCAACGGCAGGCCGAGGCAGAGGCAGGCUCCGGUAGACACCGGCGGUGGGCUGGCAUUCUUCGUCGAGCGUUACCCGUCAAGGAUGCCGCCUAAUUCUCAAGGUGGCUGCCUCGGUCUCUUCGACCGCACCACGGCGACCUCUGCCGAUCCGAUGUUGGCCGUGGAGGUAGACAGCCACGGGGACUUCGGUUGGGACCCGAUUAUGUCUCCCCACAUAGGCGUGGACAUCAGCACGCUCCAGUCCGGUAAGAACAGCUACAAGGCUGUCGAUGGGAUCGUCGACGGCGCUCCUUACAUUUUGCAGAUAGACUACAGCGACGUCACGAAAGAUCUUGAUGUGGUGCUGCGUUCUUCUUCUUCCUCUUCCACUGCCGGCGUCCCUCUUGUCGCCUUGAAGAAAAGCAUUGACUUGAGUGGAUUCCUGCCGCCGGAGUCGGAGGUAGCCAUUGGCAUCUCCGCGGCCACCGGAGCCUCAAAUAUGGCAACCCAUCACCUGCUCUGGUGGUCGUACGACACAAGCACAAAUCGCUCCAUUAAUUCGUCAUCCCUGACCUCGGCACCAGAUGCCCCCGGAACCCUCGUCAAUCCGGAUUCCCCUUCUCUUCCACCAGUGGACACAGACCCAGCUUGUGCUACAUCUGGAGGAUGGAAUCACAGUCACAGAUUAGUAAUCGUUGGGGUUGUUGUCUUCGCUGUUCUGUCCAUAGUCACUGCCGCAGUGGUUACAUUGCUUUGUGUAUUGCGUAGAUUAACUGUUAAAGGGCGUUAUGGAUCCGACAUUUCACUUGAGCUGUACCUGUCUGCCGAUAAACUCUUGCCAACUUCUGAAAGGAUACCUUCCCAAGUAUAUGGAGAAUUUGUCACCAUCCAACAACUCGUAACAGCGGCGUUCUAUGGGGUCGGAAAAAUGAUCAUGCGGUCAGUUACGAAGACAAACGAGGGACAGCAUUAUCACUUUGACACAGUGGUCCCUAUUGCCCUACAACUAAGUCAUCGAAACCUUCUACGCGUCCGGCAGUGUAUUGCAGGCGAUGAGGAUGAAGAUUUUUUUGCUUGUAUAUGAAUAUAUGCCAAAUGGACGUCUCAGCGAUUAUCUCUUAAAACCAGAAAGGCAUCUGACAUGGUCGAUGAGGCUAAAAAUAGCGCUCGGCGUAGGCUCGGCGAUUGAAUACCUGCACGGCCUGUACCGUCCGUUGCGGCACGGCAACAUCAGGGCGGACAACGUGAUGCUGGACGAGUUGUUCAACGCAAAGCUCGGUGGUUUCGACGCAGCGGCGUCAUCCAAGGGAAGCCUGUCCGACGAUGUGUUGGCGUUUGGUGCGUUGCUUCUGGAGCUAGUGCGCGGCCGGCGGUGUCAGACAACUGCUAGUGCCUGCUGCACGAAUCAUCAAGCAGUCAAUGCUGCAAUCCUGGACUACGAUGAUCAGUGCCUUGACGGACAGUUUGACAGAGAGGAGGUACAGCGUGUGAUGUUGGUUGGGCUCUGGUGUUCGCACCCGGACAAAUGGCAGCGGCCGACCAUGGCACAAGCCCUGAGAUAUCUAAUGUCGGAGGACCCGUUGCCAACGGCCAUAACUGAGCAAGCUUCCAAGUCGGUUGCAGACUUUUGGACACUGUGAUUAUGGAAGUGUUUGCUAAAUUUGGUUGCAAGUUUAGGAAUAGAACUGAGACGCCGUGCUGGUUCUUUCCAUUUAUCUAAUCUUUGCUUGCUCGUAUGUGGCAAAGUGAUUUUUUUCUGUAUCGAACGGCUUGUGAGCCAAAGUGAUUUUCUUUUCACUGACCUUGUGAGCCAAAGUG
Molecule: messenger RNA, 2130 nt
Organism: Sorghum bicolor (sorghum)
Lineage: Eukaryota; Viridiplantae; Streptophyta; Magnoliopsida; Poales; Poaceae
Product: agglutinin-2
Exons: 3
Coding region: 14-1396 (460 amino acids)
Molecular function (GO): carbohydrate binding
Source: RefSeq, a predicted model, not a curated record